Acomys russatus (golden spiny mouse) is the source of this 1008-nucleotide messenger RNA. It is a transcript of the gene Samd13, whose product is annotated as sterile alpha motif domain containing 13. Gene Ontology annotation, molecular function: protein binding. The transcript is spliced from 3 exons. Lineage: Eukaryota; Metazoa; Chordata; Mammalia; Rodentia; Muridae. The record is from RefSeq and is a predicted model, not a curated record. Bases 505 to 756 code for a protein of 83 amino acids.
GCUCACAGGCCGUCCCGGGAACACGCCCGCCCUCCCUCCUCUCCAGGAUGAAAGUAACCAGUGAACACCAGAUACCGACAAAAGCAAAAACAAAACAAAACAAAACAAAUUACCCCCAAACGCUCUACCCGCGGUCCCCGUGUGUUUGGCGCCCCGCUGGCGUGCACUUUGUCACCUGGAGUGGAGCGGGGCAGAGUUAGCGGGACCGGACGGGACAGGACGAGGUGCUAGGCUCGGCGCCACACCCCUAGCAGCUCCCACCCAAGGCAGGGCGCUCUGUUCUCCCUCAGAAUCUCAGCAGAAACUUUCCUCUCUGUCCCCUGCGCCACCGCGAGUUGCUUAGCCGACCGCUGGCCGGGGACCGCGCCCGCCCUUUGCCCUGGAGACGCCCUUCGGGACGCGUACAGCCCUGCCUUCGGGGACUUCGGUCCAGCACGGGACCAGGUGGAAGGUUCCUACAGAACAGCCUGGCUUUCCGGGACCGUCGGUGCUUCCUGGAGUUCCAUGGAAAAUGGGAGGCCUCCCGAUCCUGCAGACUGGGCUGUGAUGGACGUUGUCAAUUAUUUCCGAACAGCAGGAUUUGAGGAGCAAGCCAAUGCUUUUCAGGAACAGGAAAUUGAUGGAAAAUCCCUGCUCUUGAUGACAAGAAAUGACGUGUUGACAGGACUUCAGUUAAAAUUGGGGCCUGCUCUGAAAAUCUAUGAGUAUCAUGUAAAACCGCUUCAGACCAAACAUCUAAAGAGCAGCUCUUCAUAGUAAAAUCAAGUUGAAGUCUCAGUUCUCAGGACAAAAACAAAAAAAGAAAAAACAAAAAAACCCACAAUGAUGUAAUUUAGUUUCAUGUUGUGAAACUUCGCAAACCGAAUACAUACAUGUGCAUAUGUAAAAAAUUUCGAUCCAACAACAUGUUAUCCUAUGGGAUAGACUAGGCAGUCCAUUGACUGGCCUGACUCAUCCUGGAGGAGCAAAACAGCAUGGAUGUAAGAUGGUUGUCCUUAGCCCAAGUCA